AAGAAAUCGGCCGGGCCACCUUGGCGGUCAAAUUUUCAUCAGCUCCUGCUCCGUAUCUUAUUAGCUCUAGUCUGCGCGCCCUGUGCCACUCAGUGUCAGGCCUAAAACGUGGUAGAGCAAGUGAGAUUUUCAUUUUUAUUUACUUUGUUGGCCACCCAGCUUCUUUCCGGUCCUUACUGAACACUGCAGCUUCUCCAACUCCAUUUGUUUAUUUUUAAGGUGCAACUGAAAGUUACCUUUCUUUGACUUUCCAUCUUUAUUCUUGCAAUUUAGUCAACCCUUUUACGGCUCUUUCUUCACCUGGGUAAACUUCGCAAACUAGCCCCACCACACCCGAACACCGAGGCAGGGGUCUAUCCCGCAUUCCAAUUGCCACCCGAGCUGCCCGUCGCACUCCGACUCGAGUUUGCGGGAGACCAAGAUAAAAUACACAACCCCUACUCAAAAGUCGCGAACGAGUAUUUCUCCAGACUCGUCGAGAACUCAUUCCAUUCCACGUCCACGCAAACCCAUCCUGCGCCACAAUUCCUUGUUUUCCACAAUAGGCCUGUCGACGCCGCCUUGUCGUCACGCAACAAGUACAAAAAAAUGUCGUUCUCCAGCCUCGUCCAAGACCUGUCCCUCCGCGACGCCAACGGUGCUCGCCGCCGGGGCUUGCCGCGCGGGGACUCGUCCGCCCCCACCAUUGACGAUGGUGCUUCGCGGACCUCGCACAUCUCGCGUGCUAUGUCCUAUGCCAGCACGGCGGCCACCAGCGUCAGCAUCUCGGGAGACAUCUCUAGCCAACUGCACGGCGGUUACAGUCAUCCACUCGCCAGAUCAUGGCAGGCCGAGAGGCAACUCACCAAGUCCAUGCUCAUCUACCCAUUGUUCAUCUCCGAUAGCGACGACGAAGAAGUCCUCAUCCCCUCUCUCCCGGACCAAUACCGCCGCGGCAUCAACAAGGUAAUCCCAUUCCUUGAGACUCUCGUCCACAAGGGUCUCCGUUCCGUCAUCCUCUUCGGCGUGCCCAUGCGUCCGGGAACCAAAGACGCUCUUGGCACAUCAGCCGACGACCCUCAGGGCCCUGUCAUGCGAAGCAUCCGCGCCAUCCGUCAGCGCUUUCCCCAGCUCUUCGUCGUUUGCGAUGUUUGCCUGUGCGAGUACACGUCUCAUGGACACUGUGGCAUUCUGCGAGACGACGGUAGCCUCAAUAACCAGCUGUCGGUUGACCGCAUAUCUGACGUCGCCGUCGCCUACGCCCGUGCCGGUGCCCACUGCGUCGCGCCUUCUGACAUGAACGAUGGCCGUAUCCGCGCCAUCAAGCUCAAGCUGAUCGAGGAAGGGAUCGCUCACAACACACUUCUCAUGUCUUAUGCCGCCAAGUUCUCGGGCUGUCUGUACGGGCCCUUCCGCGACGCUGCCGGCUCCGCCCCUAGCUUCGGCGACCGCAAGUGUUACCAGCUGCCCCACGGCGGUCGCGGCCUUGCCCGUAGAGCCAUCAUUAGAGACAUCAACGAGGGUGCCGACGUCAUCAUGGUCAAGCCCGCCAGCCAGUACCUCGACAUUAUCAGCGACGCCAAGGAUCUUGGUAAAGACCUUCCCAUAGCCGCCUACCAGGUGAGCGGCGAGUACGCCAUGAUCCACGCCGCCGCAAAGGCUGGCGUGUUCGACCUGAAAACUAUGGCUUUCGAAUCAACGGAGGGCAUCCUGAGGGCUGGCGCGACUAUCGUUGUCAGCUACUUUACCCCCGAGUUCCUUGACUGGCUCGACAGUUGAGCCUCUUGUAGUUAUGUGUGCAUGCAUCUAUGCGCUGUUAUUAUCUCCUUUCAUUUGAUGAUAUCUUUAAGGCUCUGAUGAAUUUUCCACGGCGGGGCGGAUCAUAAUGGCAUUAGGCGUUUCGGCUGGAGUGGGCAUGGCGUUCUACCUUCUUUUCUUAUCUCUCUUUAAUACCUAUAAUUCGCGUUAGACAGAAAGAACAUGUGUACUAGAACAUUGCUAUCCCCUGCAAGGUGGUGAUUUUCAAGUAACAUCUGGUCAGUUUUCUCCACGUCUACGUAAAACUUGUAUGGGUUUACGACCUCUACUGUGGCGAGU
Pyricularia oryzae 70-15 is the source of this 2076-nucleotide messenger RNA. Its product is annotated as delta-aminolevulinic acid dehydratase. Gene Ontology annotation, cellular component: cytosol. Gene Ontology annotation, molecular function: zinc ion binding; porphobilinogen synthase activity. NCBI's taxonomy places the organism in Eukaryota, Fungi, Ascomycota, Sordariomycetes, Magnaporthales, Pyriculariaceae. Gene Ontology annotation, biological process: heme biosynthetic process. The transcript is spliced from 2 exons. Bases 589 to 1758 code for a protein of 389 amino acids. The record is from RefSeq and is a predicted model, not a curated record.